Molecule: messenger RNA, 3879 nt
Organism: Raphanus sativus (radish)
Lineage: Eukaryota; Viridiplantae; Streptophyta; Magnoliopsida; Brassicales; Brassicaceae
Exons: 6
Coding region: 1-3879 (1292 amino acids)
Biological process (GO): telomere maintenance; DNA repair
Molecular function (GO): DNA helicase activity
Source: RefSeq, a predicted model, not a curated record
AUGUUGCCUGGACCUAACAAGAAUCCAGCGUUCCUACAACUCUAUAUACACGAUACUGCAAAUGAGAUUUCCAAUCGAGUGGCUGCUUAUGGGAGUACCGGUUCGACGGAGAAAAUCAAACGACAGAUUGUUGAAAUCUUGAAGAAUAUGUUGGAUGCUAAUAAUUGUUAUGUAGGUGCCUUUCGAUCAGCACGUGAGAGACUAGAAGUUGCUGGUGCUGGUCGGCCUAUGAGGUUGGUUCUCGCAAGCGGAAGGUCUACAGAUGGUAGAACAUAUAAUCUUCCAACUGAAAAUGAUGUAGCAGCUUUGAUUCCUGGGGAUUUUGAAAAAUCAAUGGAAAACAGAAACAUUAUCCUUGAGAGUAGUACCGGGAAAUUACAAAGAAUAAGUGAACUGCAUCCAGCUUAUUUGCCCUUACAAUAUCCGUUGCUGUUUCCCUUUGGUGAGGAUGGUUUUAGAUUGGGCAUAGACAUCGGUUUCCUUGAUAAGAAAGGGAGGAAAAGAAAAACGAUAACCAUGCGUGAGUUUUUUGCGUUCCGUAUACAAGAGAGGUUUGGUGAAUCACCGAUCAUUUUAAUGUCUGGAAGAUUGUUUCAACAGUUUUUAGUUGAUGCAUACACUAUGAUAGAAUCAAAUAGACUUCGCUACAUUUGGUUGAAUCAGAAGAAUCUCCGAUGUGAACACUAUGAUAAGAUUGUUGAUGCUGUGGGCAAAGGAAAAGGUGAUCUAUCUGAACAGGGUAAGAGGAUCUACAUACCAUCUUCUUUUAGAGGAGGUAAAAGGUACAUGAUGCAACACUACUUGGAUGCUAUGGCCACAUGCAAGUAUUAUGGUUACCCAGAUUUUUUUAUAACAAUAACUUGCAAUCCCAAGUGGCCAGAGAUAACACGAUAUCUGCAGAAACAUGAUUUGAAAACAGAAGAUCGUCCGGAUAUUUGUUGUCGUGUUUUUAAGAUGAAGCUUGACAAUCUGGUUGAUUAUUUGAUGACGGGAACAGUCUUAGGUGCAAUCAAUUCUGUGAUGUAUACGAUAGAGUUUCAGAAGCGAGGUUUGCCCCAUGCUCAUAUGGUAGUUUUCUUGAAACCAGAAUCUAAGUUACCGACAGGAGAUGAUAUUGAUCGGUUUAUAAGUGCUGAGAUACCAGAUAAAGACACUGAGCCGUAUUUACAUGAAAUAGUUAGUGAUCUGAUGGUACACGGUCCAUGCGGUGCUGCUAAUAAGAAAAAUGUAUGCAUGCAAGAAGGCAGAUGCACCAAAUUUUUCCCAAAGUCUAAUAGCAAUAUUACAAAAAUUGAUGAUGGUGGUUAUCCAAUUUACAGACGUCGAGAAGAUAACAGGGUGAUCAGGAAGAAAAACUUUGAUUGUGAUAACAGAUAUAUUGUUCCUUAUAACAGCAACCUAUUGAAGCGAUACCGAGCACAUAUUAACGUUGAGUGGUGUAACCAAACAAGAUCAAUUAAGUAUCUUUUCAAAUAUAUAAAUAAGGGAUCAGAUUAUGUUAGAGCUUCAGUUGAGAGUGAAGAUGGUAAAGAAGAAGUAGAGGACGAGGUGAAAAAAUAUUUUAGUUGCAGGUACAUAUUUGCGUGUGAAUCCACUUGGAGGAUUCUUGCUUAUCCUACACAAUAUCGCUCAACGCCGGUGACUAAGCUUUCCUUCCAUCUGCCUGGCCAACAAUUUCUUGUUUAUAAUGAAGAUGAUCCAAUAGAGGAAGUGAUAUCUAAAUGUUCUAUUAGCCAGUCAAAAUUUUUAGCUUGGAUGGAAGCAAACAGAAAAUAUCCAGAGGCACGUGACUUGACAUAUGCUGAUUUCCCUACCAAGUUUGUGUGGGUCUUGAAAACAAAGGAAUGGAGACCACGUGAUAGAGGAUUUGCAAUAGGGAGGAUUACUUAUGUGCCGCCGUCGUAUGUCCAGGCAUAUUAUUUAAGAGUUUUACUCAAUAUAGUAAAGGGUCCAAGAAGCUUCGAGGAGAUCCGAACGGUUAAGGGGAUUGUUUACCCUUCAUUUAGAGAUGCAUGCUAUGCUUUGGGUUUGCUUGAUGAUGAUAAAGAAUAUAUUGAGGCUAUUAAGGAGGCAAGUUUAUGGGGUUCUGGGAAGUUUUUGAGAAGAUUAUUUGCUGUGAUGUUGCUCUCUAACAGCGUUGCAAUGCCAAUCAAUGUAUGGGAGGCAACAUGGAAUAUACUAACAGAGGAUAUUCUUAUAAGGAGAAAAAGAAAAGCAAAGAAUCCAAAUUUCACACUAUCCAGUGACCAGCUGAAGAAUAUUGGUUUGGCUAAGAUAGAGAAAUAUCUGCGUAAGAAUAAUAAUUCUCUGUCUAACUUUGAGAAUGCUCCUGUGCUAGAUGAAGAAGCUAUUGAUAAAGAUAAAAAUCAUCUUAUAUUAGUGGAAAAAAGCUAUGAUCGGGAAAAGUUAAAAGAACUACAUACCAAACUCAUGUCUACUGUGACUGACGAGCAGAAGGGAGUCUAUGAGACAAUCAUUACAGCAGUUGAGAGCGGUGUUGGUGGUAUGUUUUUUCUUUACGGUUUUGGCGGUACCGGUAAAACCUUUUUGUGGAGUCUUUUGGGAGCUGCUCUUCGAUCGAAAGGUUUGAUUGUUCUAAAUGUUGCAUCGAGUGGUAUCGCAUCGUUGUUGUUACAAGGAGGGAGGACAGCUCAUUCUAGAUUUGGGAUACCAAUUGCUGUUAAUGAAUGUACAACUUGCAAUUUCAGUGCGGGAUCGCAUCAAGCAGAACUAAUCAAAGAAGCUAGCCUCAUCAUUUGGGAUGAGGCUCCUAUGAUGAGUAAGCACUGUUUCGAGACACUUGACAGGACUAUGCGUGAUAUUCUUAAAUGUGAUAAGGCCUUUGGAGGUAAAGUUGUUGUCUUGGGGGGAGACUUUAGGCAGAUUUUACCAAUUAUCGUCAAUGGUGGUAGAGAAGAAACUGUUUUAUCUUCCAUAACCUCUUCCUAUCUAUGGCCCAGCUGUAAGGUUUUAGAGCUGACAAAAAAUAUGAGGCUUACAAGAGAUGUUCAUGGCGAUCAGUCGAGGGAAAUUGAAGCUUUCUCUAAAUGGAUUCUCGACAUAGGAAAUGGAAAGAUAAACGAGCCAAAUUCUGGAGAAGUGGAAAUAGAUAUACCUGAUGAUUUACUGAUAACUCAAUGUGAGAACCCCGUGGAGGAGAUUGUAAAAGACGUAUACGGUAUUAGUUUUCCCGACGAGCGCAACCCCAAAUUUUUCCAAGGAAGAGCGAUACUGAGUCCCAGAAAUAUGGACGUUGAUAUAAUUAAUGACUAUAUGUUAUCGCAGCUACCAGGUGACGAGGAAACUUAUCUAAGCUCUGAUAGUAUUGAUACAUCAGACACAAGCAAAAUAGACGAGAUGGUUUAUACUCAGGAGUAUUUGAAUAGCAUUAAGGUUUCAGGAUUGCCUAACCAUGAGCUGAAACUAAAGAUUGGUACUCCUAUCAUGUUGCUUAGAAAUAUUGAUCCUAUUGGUGGUUUAUGUAAUGGAACAAGACUGUUGGUCACUCAAAUGGCCAAACAUGUUAUCCAAGCUAAACUUAUAACAGGAAAUAAUGUUGGUGAGAAAGUCUUGAUACCAAGAAUGUUUGUUUCUCCUCCCGAAGCAAGAUUCCCGUUUAGAAUGAGACGUAGGCAGUUCCCUGUUGCUGUUGCUUUUGCGAUGACGAUAAAUAAAAGUCAAGGCCAGACUUUGCAAAGAGUUGGAUUGUUUUUGCCAAAACCAGUUUUCUCACAUGGUCAGUUGUAUGUUGCAGUUUCCAGGGUAACGUCAAGAGAUGAAUUAAGAAUUUUGAUCACAGAUGAGAAGGGAAUUCCACAGAAGAAAACCUUAAAUGUUGUUUAUAAGGAGAUCUUUCAAAGUGUUGAAUUGUCAGACUGA